UGAUUCCAAUUGUUGGAAAUAUUUGUGAACCAAAUAUUGGAAUGGAUAUAAACUCCGCAAACAAGAUUAUGGAGGAAGUGGAUGUCAUAGUUGAAUCUGCAGCUAGCACAACGUUGAAUGACAGGUACGAUUUCCUACUUGAUAUAAACGUGAAUGCGCCUCUACGGCUUAUGAGGUUCGCCAAGAAGUGCAAGAAUCUGAAGCUUUUUGUGCAUAUUUCCACAGCAUAUGUUAAUGGAAUAAGAGAAGGCAUAAUCUACGAGAAGCCGUUGAUGAUGGGAGAAAAUGGGAGAAAGCAUGAUGACAAUGAUGAGCUAUCUUCAUCCUUGUUUCCCCUAGAUUUGACGGAUGAGAUGAACUUGGCUAUGAAAGCCUGCAUAGCCUCAGGCGAUCACGACACCACCAAAGAUCUCAAGAGGCUCGGCCUAGAAAGAGCUGCAUACUAUGGAUGGUACAACGCGUAUCAUAUGACUAAGGCAAUGGGAGAAAUGGUCCUCAACGAAACAAGGCAAGACAUCCCACUGCUUAUUUUGAGGCCAUCCGUCGUCGAGAGCUGCUACAAAGAACCUGUUCCCGGAUGGAUACAAGGAAAUAGAAUGUAUGAUCCAGUGAUAAUUUCUUAUGGAAAAGGACAACUUCCUGCUUAUUUGGCAGAUCCUAACCUACAUACCGACAUUGUUCCAGUAGAUAUGGUGGCGAAUACGACGAUUGCAGCUAUUGCUAAGCAUGGAAUUAUGGGAAAGGCAGGAGUGAACGUGUACCAUGUGGCAACGGACUUUGUGAACCCUUUAAGAUUCAAUGAAAUGUUCGAAUAUAUUUAUGAGCAUUUUUGUGCAUAUCCUUUAGUUGAAUCGGAAAAUAUGGUGAAAAUGAGGUUGUUCGAUCAAUUUAGUAACUUAUCCACGUACAUAAGAGAUCAUGUAUCCGAGCAAAAUACAGUAGUUGGUGUGGAAUCAAAGACUCGAAAACAUAACAAAGCGAGGGUUGCUUAUGCCGAGCAACUGUGCAAGAUGUACGAGUUCAUAGGAUUCUUCAAAGCCAGGUUCCACACUGGUAACACUCGUGCGCUGUUGGAGGAGAUGUCGGAAGAGGAGCGAGCUGUGUUCGAAGUGGAUGCCACAAAGAUAGACUGGAAGAAGUAUUUUGUCGAUAUUCACAUUCCUGGUUUGAGAAAGCAUGUUGUCAACGCCACGAGGCUAGCUUCAGUCUAAUUAGAUUAAUCUUUAUAUUUUCAACUUACAUUUUGUAUUUUAAUUUAUUGGUAUAUGUUGUCCGUGUGUAAUAUAUGACGUCUACUGUUUAAUUAUCAUUAACAAAUUGUGGAAAAGAUCGACAUUAUUGUACAAAUUUUACAGCUAAUUAUGAGUAAAUGUGAAUCGUCCUUUGCGAUUUUCUGA
Molecule: messenger RNA, 1397 nt
Organism: Salvia miltiorrhiza (redroot sage)
Lineage: Eukaryota; Viridiplantae; Streptophyta; Magnoliopsida; Lamiales; Lamiaceae
Product: fatty acyl-CoA reductase 2, chloroplastic-like
Exons: 7
Coding region: 42-1211 (389 amino acids)
Biological process (GO): suberin biosynthetic process; long-chain fatty-acyl-CoA metabolic process
Cellular component (GO): intracellular membrane-bounded organelle
Molecular function (GO): alcohol-forming very long-chain fatty acyl-CoA reductase (NADP+) activity
Source: RefSeq, a predicted model, not a curated record